AUGAAAAAGGAAACUACGACUAUUUCCAGGAAGUGCAAAUCUUCUGCUACCACCUCUUUGAAUAUGUGGUACGCAUUGCCAAAGCUUCUCAUAUUCUUCUGUUUUUUCUCCACCUUUCCUUUGACCUCAGUUUCGUCCUCUUCUCCACCUCCCAGUCCCAUCUCUUAUUCUCAUCAUUGUGAUUCAUUUGUUCCCCAGUCAACCCCAAGAAGAUAUUCAGACAAUCACAUUCACCAGUACCAUACAGGUUACUACACUGGUGGUGGCAGUGGUAUUCUUAGUCAAAUCCCAUCAUAUCUGCCUCAUGAUGAGCCCCAAAAUAUGAUUGGAUUUAACAUCUGGGGGGCUCAAACAACUGAUGUACAAGGCUUAUUCAAGAUUCAGGGAAGUCUUCGAUUUCAAAGAGACAGUGUGUUUACCUAUGUGGGAAAUUCCAGAAGUCAUCUACGAUAUCCUGGUGGCAUCUAUAACAGGUCUCGAUCAAUUUCCAGUCUAAAAAGUUCGAUAAGAUUUAAACUAGAGGGGUUCUGGUCAGAACCUUCUGGGAAGCUGUGCAUGGUUGGAUCAAGUUCUGAUUACUUGGGACAUGGUAGUUGGCUUUAUAUUCCUGCUGUUCUUAAGCUCUAUAAUCUCAUUAAUUCUACUAGUGUUACUAGUUUGAUUAGUGGAACCUUAGAGAGCUUGGUGAGUUCUGAGAAUGAUCCAAGUUAUUUUGGGCCAGUCUCUAUUUUGAUGCUUCCUCGUAUGAACUACAAGUACUCUCUGGUUUCAAAUAAAUCCGAUGACACUAGUACUGAUGGAAAUUAUAUUCAACCGAGCUCUUUGCCAAUAGAGACAUUUUGUUCAGUACUUUCUAGAGAAAGAAGACAUGAGUUUGAUCUCAAAUAUUCAAGCCAUUGCGUAUUGGCAAAGAACUGCACUCCAUUAGCUGUGUCUGAUUUGCCUCGUGUGGUGUCAUUGAAGAGUAUUGAGUGUUCUGAGGAUAAACGAAGGUUGAGAGUUCUGGUAAUAUUUGCGGACAGUAGAAGUGUCUGGUAUCAGAAACCUUUCAAUCCCAAUACAACAUUGGUUGGGGAAGGGUCAUGGGAUGCAAAGAAAAAUCAGAUUCGUGUUGUUGCGUGUCGAAUCUUAAAUGCAACUGAGUCUUUUACAAAUAGAACUCAUGUGGGUGAUUGUUCAACAAGAUUGAGCUUGAGAUUUCCUGCAGUAUGGACAAUCAGAAACACGAGAAGCACUGUGGGGAAAAUUUGGAGCAACAAAACUGUGACAGAGUUGGGUUACUUUGAAAGCAUUGCAUUUGAAAGUCCUGAGAAUGAUAUCAGAAGGGUUCUACUUCCAGGCUUGAAAUAUGAGUACACUAAAAUGGAAAAAGUAACCAAGUUGUGCCCAAGAAAGAAAGCUGCUCACGGCAAAACCAACAUAUAUCCAAAUCUAUUUUCUUAUGACAUGCGCUUUGACAUGUCAGUGAAAAAUUCUAAAGGAGAAGCUGCAUGGGGCAGUGCCAUCCCUAUCUCCGUCGGAAACAGCUUUUACCAGCAUUAUCCGUAUUCAAAUGAAAUUCCAAAAUCAAGUGCAAGGAUUGGACACUUAGCAGCUCCUGUGAGUUACAGCUACAACAACAGCAUCCCUGUCAAUAUCAGCUACCAAAUAAGCAUCAAAUUCAAACAGUUGGGCAUUGAAAUUUCUGAACUUAGAAACUCUUCAAAUUCAAAUGGAGUGAAAAUUUAUGCUGAAGGGAUCUAUGAUGCUAAAGAAGGAAGCCUGUGCAUGGUAGGUUGCCGAAAUCUGGGCUCAAACAGUGAACAGCCAACAAAAGAUUCUGUAGAUUGUGAGAUUCUUGUCAAUUUCCAGUUCCCUCCCACAAAUUCAAAGCAUGGAAGUUUUAUCAAGGGCAGCAUUAAAAGUACAAGGAAAAAGUCUGAUCCUCUUAUUUUUGAAACUUGGAAUUUGUUUUCGGCUUCUGGUUACCGGGUUGAAGCAAAGCGAUCCAUUUGGAGAAUGGAUGUGGAGAUCACCUUGGUUCUUAUAUCCACCACACUGGCAUGUGUUUCUGUGGCAUUACAAAUCUUCCAUGUGAAAAAACAUCCUGAUGUGCGUCCCUCCAUUUCCAUGUUCAUGCUGCUAAUUCUAACUCUAGGCUACAUGAUACCACUUAUGCUAAAUUUUGAAGCCAUGGUCACGAAGAAAACCAACCGCCGAAAUGUUUUACUAGGAAGCGGUGGAUGGCUUGAAGUUAAUGAGGUAAUUGUAAGGGUAAUAACAAUGGUAGCUUUCUUGUUGCAAAUGCGUCUUCUGCAGCUAACAUGGUCGGCGAGAUCAGCAACCCAAAAGGAGCUCUGGAUCAUGGAGAAGAAGGCUCUGUUUGUAGCUUUAUCAGUAUAUGUUGCAGGGGCAUUAGGUGCUUUGCUUCUGAAGAAUUGGAGGAAGGCUGACAGUGAUAAUGAUUUCGUGGUGCUUUCAAGUUAUUUUCCAGAGCAUCCCAUUUUGGAUGCCUUGAAAUCUUAUGGUGGUUUGGUGUUGGAUGGUUUUCUGUUGCCUCAAAUUCUUCUCAACGUGUUCUGCAAAUCAAAGGAAAAGGCUUUGUCUGUUUCAUUCUACAUUGGAACAACUUUCGUUCGAGCGAUGCCACAUGCAUAUGAUCUUUACAGGGCUCAAAACUCUGCUCAUCACCAGUUGCAUGAGUCAUACCUUUAUGCAAGUCCUGUGGCAGACUUUUUCUCCACUGCUUGGGAUGUCAUUAUUCCUUUUGGGGGUUUACUUUUUGCUGGGAUCAUUUACUUGCAGCAGAAGUUUGGGGGUCUUUGCAUUCUUCCUCAAAAGUUGAGAGAGUUGGGUGAAUAUGAGGUCUCUUCUGUUACUGAAGGUUAA
This is a messenger RNA of Prunus avium (sweet cherry), 2868 nucleotides long. The record is from RefSeq and is a predicted model, not a curated record. NCBI's taxonomy places the organism in Eukaryota, Viridiplantae, Streptophyta, Magnoliopsida, Rosales, Rosaceae.